Messenger RNA from Brettanomyces nanus, 624 nucleotides. RefSeq lists its product as uncharacterized. Gene Ontology annotation, biological process: endoplasmic reticulum to Golgi vesicle-mediated transport; protein retention in ER lumen; Golgi organization. Bases 1 to 624 code for a protein of 207 amino acids. NCBI's taxonomy places the organism in Eukaryota, Fungi, Ascomycota, Pichiomycetes, Pichiales, Pichiaceae. The record is from RefSeq and is a predicted model, not a curated record. Gene Ontology annotation, cellular component: endoplasmic reticulum-Golgi intermediate compartment; COPII-coated ER to Golgi transport vesicle; endoplasmic reticulum. The transcript has a single exon.
AUGCUCUUCGCAAUCUUUUCGGUAAUCUCCCUUCUGAUUGCUACGGUCAAUGCCACAGCUUUGACGUUUGCAUUACAACCAAACGAGAAGCAGUGUUUCUACAUCUUCAACACUAAGCUGAACUCCAAUGUUGGAUACUACUUUGCAGUUCAAGCAGGAGGUUCAUUCGACAUCAAUUACUACAUCAAAGCUCCCAAUGGUGCCAACAUUGUCAAGGCAGAUAAGUUGACUCAUGCUGACUACAUUUUCACAGCGGAUCAAAUCGGUGAGUACGAAUUCUGUCUCAGUAAUGAGAUGUCGACAUUUGCUGAGAAGAUUGUCGAUUUUGAGGUUAAAGUGGAUGAUGAUUUCAAGGCUUCUUUACCGGAGGCUCCCAAGGAAAACCCGGCAGUUGAAGGAAUGCAGGAAAGUGUCAAGAGUAUUGAACAAAAGAUCAACCAGUUGUUGAGCUCCUUGAAUUACUAUAAGACCAGAAACAAUAGAAAUCAGUCAACUGUCAAGUCUACUGAAAAUCGGAUUUUCUGGUUCUCUAUAGUUGAUCUUCUGCUCAUGGUUGGGAUUUCGGUGUUUCAGGUUCUCGUGGUUAAAUACUUUUUCCAAGGAUCUAGAAAGCAGAUGGUUUAG